UGCAUAUCAUUACAAUGAGAAUGUCAGGGUUUCAGAUGUGUGCUUGCACUGAUAGUAAGUAUCAUCACUGUCACUUGUGUGCUCUGCAAGGUUCUCACUGGCACUGUGUGUGUUGUGGAGAAAUGAGGCCCAAUAACCUUGAAGCUAUAUGUCUUAUUCUUGGGGAUGCCAUGCAUGUUCCAUUGGGGGUGAUCUGUCAUCUCUUUCAGCACUCCAGGCAUGACCAGUUCUUGAGGGGGGUGAGUUGGUGUCCUAUUUUUGGGUUCACCUGGUCCCAGAUUUUCGACACACCAUUGACUAUAUCCCUGUCUGUCAUUGAGCAGCUGAAAAAUGUCAUGUCCUCAUUAACACCUGCUGUUGACAACAGCACUCACUAUGAAGUCUCUGACAGCGAUGACAUCCAGAUCUCCAGUACACAAUACCUCUUUGCCCCUGAUGUCAAAAUCUCGAUGACAUGUGUUGAGGUUGGGAUGAGGCUUUAUGUUGUAGUGCAACCCACUCAUUUGACACUGGUGAACAUUCACACAGAAGAUGACCUACAGGACAUUAUCCAUGUCUUAUUGGUAUUGGCUACAUGCUUCCCAGUGGUUGGAACUUCCACAAGUCAUACCAGUGCUUAAAAUACUUGAAUCUCUCCUAUUUUAGGGAGAGCAUGUGUUGUGGGGUGUAUUUCAUUCGACUAUGUCCUGGCUCCUAUCCAUUUGUAAUAUGACAUGCUCCACAUCCCCUUUCU
Molecule: messenger RNA, 733 nt
Organism: Pisolithus orientalis
Lineage: Eukaryota; Fungi; Basidiomycota; Agaricomycetes; Boletales; Pisolithaceae
Exons: 6
Coding region: 15-620 (201 amino acids)
Source: RefSeq, a predicted model, not a curated record